AUGCCUCUCCCAAAAGUCGGUAAUACUCUGGAUAUGCUUGCAAAAAGAGGUAUGGUAGAAGUUUGUGACGGAUACAAGGCCAAAUACGGAAAUGUAUUUACUUUUUGGGCUGGAGAGGUCCCGGUGGUAAUGUUAAAUACACUCGAAUUGGCCGAUGAAUAUAUGGUAAAACAAGGCGAUGUAUUUGCGGACCGGAUGAAAAUGCAUCCAAUUACGAAACUACUGCGUGGGGGAGUAGAAGGCGGCGUCGUUUACAUGUCCGGAGAUGUGUGGAGAAAUCAGCGAAGAUUUGCUUUGAAAGUUAUGAGGGACUUCGGAUUGGGAAAGAGUGGAAUGGAAGACAAAGUAUGCACGGCAGUUCUGUUUGAAUAUAACAUUUAUGCGUCUAGAUUCUUUCUGAAGCUUUGAUUAUUUGCGAGAGACUGAGUCACGAUAUCGAUGCAGGCAUUGAUGAUGUUGAUAUGAAAAGAUAUAUUAAUUUGGCCACUGGCUCCGUGAUUAAUACGGUGGUAUGUGGAGAAGGUUUUACAGCACAGGUAAGUCAAACUUCUGCCACUAUUUUACUGUAAUGAGCAUGUUUUCAGAACGAAAAAGGAGAUUUCCACAAGGUGCAAGAUGUUGUGGAUUCCUUAAACAAUGAUGAAGAUAACACCUUGGCCAUUCUUGCAUUCCUUUUCCCAAUUCUUUUAAAGGUCCCGUAUGUUAAUCGUCCUGCGCAAAGGUUAAUUAAACAUGUUCAUGAGAUGAUAAAAUGUAUUGAUGAUCAAGUUGAAGAUCAUCUUAGAAAAAAUGAUUACUCAGAUCAAUCGAUGGAACCUAGAGACUUUAUUGAUGCUUUCAUGUUAGAGAAGGCCAGGGUGGAAGCAAACGGAGAAGAGAGGAAAUACUUUACAAAGGAACAACUUCGAGGAACGGCAAUCGAUUUGUGGUUUGCUGGACAUGUAAGACUUACCAUGCUUAGGUAAUGCCGACACCGUUGCAGGAUACCACAAAUGCCACGAUGAAUUGGAUUGUUUCUUAUUUGAUUCAGUAUCAAGACAUACAAGAGAAGCUUCAUGAAGAAUUGGACAGAGUAAUCUCAUCUGAUCGUCCCGUUCGAAAUGCUGAUCGUCCAGAUCUCCCAUAUUUACAGGCAUUUCUAACCGAAUCACAACGAAUGGCCAAUAUUAUCCCGGUAAAUAUCCCACGAGCUACAACUGAGGAUGUUAACGUAGAGGGAUAUAAUCUAAAGAAAGGAACUCUGGUCAUUGCGCAGAUCGCUACUAUCAUGAGGGAUCCAAAGGUACAUCUUUUUCUCAAUUUUUUGUCCAUCAGCUGAUGGGCCGUCAGACUUGCAGAGUAGCAUUAAACACCUUUACAGCAUUUCCCAUCCCCUCUGGAAUUCAGACCCGAGCGUUUUAUCAAUGAGAAUGGCAAGUUUGUGAGUCAUCCGGCAAUGCUUCCAUUCUCAUUAGGAAAAAGAGUUUGUCUUGGAGAAGGUCUGGCCAGGAUGGAGCUGUAUCUAUUUACUGCCAACCUCCUGAAUCAAUUCAAAAUUCUGCCAGGAAAGACGCCACCAACUCUGAAGAAAAUAAAACCAAGCUCAUUCCAUGCUGCUUUGUACACUUGCAAAAUGGAGAAGAGGUACUAA
Bursaphelenchus xylophilus (pine wood nematode) is the source of this 1630-nucleotide messenger RNA. NCBI's taxonomy places the organism in Eukaryota, Metazoa, Nematoda, Chromadorea, Rhabditida, Aphelenchoididae. The record is from the annotation of a GenBank genome assembly.